AUGUUCCUGCCGCGUCAAACUCCUUUCCAGGCAAAUCAGAGACCAUCGCUGAGACGCAACGGGUCCUCCACCUCGUCGGUCAGUUUUCAGGUCCAUGAAACCAUUCUAGCCGCCAAAGCUCGCGAUCUGAGCAUACAGUGUGGACUCGGUUUGGCAGAGGAAGAAGCCGGAACCCUUCGCAACGGCGAUCCUUCUUCACGUUCACGUCAAAGCGACGACUCGAACCGCAAAACGUCUUCCAGGCAAGGCACUGACCAUCUUUUUGCUCGGAGUCGUCCAGCUGGUCUGCCAUGUGGCGAUAGUCUAAUCACAACGCGGCCCUCGAUCAAGAGGCAGAGUCUUCGUGGAUACGCUCAAGCACGUUGGGCGCGGGACGAGAUCCUCCGUGACCGCAUCCUCAGCGCUACUAAUGUUGCAAAGCUUGAAUGGGAAGCCAGCGCGGCUCUGCUAAACCAUUCCUACCCUCUCGCGAUCCUGCUGCUAUUUCGUGCCGCCUCUCUUGGCUCAGCUAGUGCGUGCAAACAGCUUGCCGACUUGUAUGCAGACGGCGUUACACGAGGCACAUCACCGACCGUGACGCUCGUUUAUCGAGACACUCUGCGCAGCAUUGCUUGGAUCUUGGAAGCGCUUCGAUUGUACGAGCUUCGUCUCACUGCUAAAGUUCGAUCCGCAGCCACUUCUGCCACGCCCUCCCUCCGUCUCGCACAGAUAUGGCAUGGCCCUUUGCAAGCGACCCAGUUGCUCGUAGAAGGUCUCCUGAGCCCGGACGUCGGCGCCUUUGAUCCUUGCCAGAAGAAUGCUGUCUUCUUACCCAUCGUUGACGAUCUCGCCGACUCGCAAUGGCUCUGGCCGACUGGUUCGGCUCCUAACAACAACCAUUCCGCCCGCCAAGCCACCGAGCUGUGGAUCGAGCUCGAAGAUCUUCUGAACAGAUGGUCGACCCGUUUCGAGACAGAGGCGAGCAUCACCUCUUUACAGGCGACGUUCCAGCCAGGGCCUGAUGAUCUCGAGGAAGAACAGUCUUUUGCGAGCCAGAUGCAGAAACUCGAUUAUCAACUCCGCCUCCUUAGAGCGAUCCAGGCAACUCGAUUCCUCAUUCUGGAACCUUACGCCGAGAACAUUGAUCAAGUCGAGAGUGCCUGUAUCAAAGCGUUAGCCAUCCGACCGCAGCAAGCUUCGCAGUGCCUGGAUCCUUCGCGCUUGCUCAACGUCUUGUCACGUGCAAAGGGUUGUUCGGGGCGCAUCUACGACCAAGAGCUCUUCAGCGACCUUCAGAGGUGUACACAGUCAAAUGCGAGGAGCACGUUGGCGAUUGACUACAACAGUCACAAGCUUCGACUACCUCUGCGCGCCGAUCACGAUCUCUCGCAAGCCAAAGACAAGCAGCCUCCACCUCCAGCCGCGACACAAAACAGAGAUCGCCUUCGUGAUCUCGAGCCUGCCGACGUUGAGACAACAAAGCAGUUAGAGAACAACGCCCGACCGGCUUUGGCGAUACGUGUCUCGAGUGGCUACGCUGCUCCUCAAGCAACAGUCGUCUCAGUUUCGGCUCGUGGCGAGCAACAGAACCCGAAGACCGAUGGUGGGUCUGCCUCCAGAACGGUACGGCAAAAGUACGGUCGUGCUGUAAGCUCCUCUUUUGCUACCUCGUUGAACAGGGCCGACGCCAGACCUACCGAGCCUUCGUCUCCCACUGACAGUGUUCGGACUGGAUUCUCUAUUGGCAUUGCUAGGCCUAGACGACCCUCGAGCAUCGUAUCGGUGACGCCUUCCCUUCUCUUUCCAUCCGAGAGCGUGCAAGAUGACCUUGCCAAGAACUUGUCAGCCUCACAGGAUAGUUUUGCCGACGCGCCGUCCCGCCGUGUCAGAUCUUCUUCCUCGACGCUCUACUCUCCAAACGGUGACGUUUCAAGGCCACGCGUCGCCAGCCUACACAGCUCAGCACCCAUGCUCGUCUUGUCAAAAUCGGCCGCUAGUCUGAUCGCGCCAUCCAUGUCUACGACCAGUCACCAAAAUCUACAUGCCUUGGCUUCUGCUGACUCGACACCUACUCUUGUUCCUUCUCGCCGCCGGACAGGCUCCAAUGCCUCGAUAGGGUCCUUGAAUCCUCGAACCGCGUCUGCUCUACCCAAGACUUCACCCUCCAUCUCGGAGGCACCGGAGGCUCUAAUCAGUCCAAGCCUAACUUCCACGACGGCAUCCCGAACUGGUGCAGAUUCGAGCCGCAAUCACAGUGCCGCUGCAGAUACGCUGAGACGGCUGAAAGGGAGACGCUCACACACCGAUCUGCGUACACUGCAUUCUGCUCGCAACAGUCAAUCAUCUGCCCCUCCUGUACCGUCUCUACCAACGGGUCUUGCGCAGCAACUCGGACCCGAAGUCCCACGAGUUUCAACCCUGCGACCUUCCAAGUCGACUGUCUUUGUUUCAUUAGAAAAUUUGCACGACGAGAGACCUGGCAAUCUGGACGACGCGAAAAACAAAAUGACGCGUAUCUCAUCAGCAUCCGCUGACUCUGCUCUGGAACACCUGGCGCGAACACAGGAACGUAUUUCUCAUCGUUCAAUUCCUUCAGUGCUUGAAGAGCGCGAAUCGGGGCUGAGCGUUGCCAAUUCAGCGAUGACAGGUCCACCGUUUGCCUCGGCGCUGGCAGCCGGUGCUUUGUCUGGCCUUACCGUCGACUUGCUUUUCUUCCCCAUCGAUACCAUCAAGACACGUCUGCAGUCUGCUCAGGGAUUCUGGGCCGCCGGUGGGUUCUCGGGAGUUUAUCGCGGCCUCUCCUCAACAGCGGUUGGCUCUGCCCCAGGUGCUGCUGUCUUUUUCACCACCUACGAAUCAAUGAAGCCCGCGCUGAUGCGAUGGGCGCCAGGCAUCUUUGGCGCCGAGGGAACGUUAGGUCCUGCUGGCGUGCACAUGGCGGCUGCUUCAAUCGCCGAAGUGGCCGCUUGCCUGAUCCGCGUCCCCACCGAAGUGAUCAAGUCUCGACAACAGACCAUGACGUAUGGCAAGGGCACCACCACGUUUCAGGCGUUCAAGAAGGUCUUUCGAGAGGCAGGCAUUCGUGGCUACUAUCGAGGGUUCGGCAGUACUGUGGGUCGCGAGAUCCCGUUCACUUGCAUCCAGUUCCCCCUGUACGAGAGACUCAAGCUGGAAAUGGCUCGCUCCAGGGCUCAGUCACAGUCGAUGCUUCGAGGCGAUGACGCAUACCAAGCUGUUUCGGAUCAAGAGCUGAUUCGCAACCUACCCACCUGGCAAGCCGGUCUUGCCGGAAGCAUUGCUGGUGCGAUUGCUGCCGGGCUCACUACGCCGCUGGACGUGGUCAAGACUCGAAUCAUGUUGCACACCAAGCAUGCUGCCGUCACGACCCCGGGCGCUUCUUCAACCGCUGCUGCCGGUGCUGCUACUAUGGCCGAGACCCUUCCUCGCGGCGUUAACACGAAUAUCAUUCCAACUUUGCUGCACAUCGGACGUACCGAAGGUAUCAAGACGCUUUUUAGCGGCUUUCUCCCACGAACUAUGUGGAUCGGGUUAGGCGGCGCCGUGUUUCUAGGCACAUUUGAUGCCGGCAUUAAGACGCUUUCUUGA
Messenger RNA from Mycosarcoma maydis (corn smut), 3585 nucleotides. RefSeq lists its product as uncharacterized. Gene Ontology annotation, cellular component: mitochondrial inner membrane. Lineage: Eukaryota; Fungi; Basidiomycota; Ustilaginomycetes; Ustilaginales. The coding region runs from base 1 to 3585 and encodes 1194 amino acids. The transcript has a single exon. Gene Ontology annotation, molecular function: S-adenosyl-L-methionine transmembrane transporter activity. The record is from RefSeq and is a predicted model, not a curated record.